UUCGGUGCCCAAAAGCCGCCCCGGAGGUGUCUAGCGCACUGAAGUGACACCCAAUCCACCAGCCCCCAUGCGCCAGCAUGGAGCGAGCAAAGAACCAGAUGGCAAGACUUCGGGGAUGUCGGCGCUACUGGCGGCGGAAGUGGAACGAUCAGUACAGGAGCACUGUACUCGGCUCAUGGAGCCGCAUGUGGAGGUCUUUAACGCCACAGCCAUGCAGCUCCAGGGGCUAUGGGAGUUGGCCAAGGGCAACAGUAAGAAGUUGGUUCAGAUGAAUCAUGCCCUUCGAGAUAUGCAAGAAGGACUCCUGAAGAUUGAGGAUUUCCGAUCCGAACUUGAUAGAUAUGAAACAAACCUGAACAAGCAGGGCAGUGAUAUGGAGAGCUUGGUGGAACGCUUCGAGGUUCAGCUCGCUCAAGUGCGAUUCUUUACGUCGCAGAAGGAAGAGGCCUACCUACAGCACCGCAGUGCACUGGACUCCCUCCGGCAUGACUUGACGCACUUGCAGCAGCUGCAUGAGACUUCCAAAGAGACCCUCUUCAAGAGCAUUGAAAAGUCCUUGCGCGAGGUGGCUCCUAUGAAAGCAGAGCUGGAGGCCAAAAUGGCCAACUUGCAGCUGCAACACCACAGUCUCACUGACCAGGUUUGGGGUAGUGAGACUGCCAUUGCCCGAAUCUCUGGCGAAGUGAAAAACGUUCACCAGCGCUUUGACGCUGUGGCGGAGGUGGUGAACGGCUUGACGGACGAGAAAGACUGCCGUGAAAAGUUAGAAGAGAUGCAAAAAGAAUUGGCAGAUUGGCUGAGUCAGUCGCGAUAUGAGGCCGUCUCCACUCGGAAGGCCUUCUCUGCUGCCACGGCUGCGAACAAAGAGAGCAUCCGCAUCGGGUUGGACGCAGCAGGAAAUCAAAUUGCCAAUUUCAUGGAAGAGAUUCGGAUGGACAACCAAAAGAUCCUCAGCGACACGGAGAAGCUGCGAAGAGAGACGGAAGACAUUUGCGAGAAAUUCAGGGGAGAGAUGGGUGAGAUGUACAUCCACCGGCAACAGUCGGACGAACGAAAUGAGGCAGUCCAAAGAGAGCUGCGUGAGGCUUUGAAUGAGUACGAUCGACGGCGAAAGCGAGAAAAAUCCACGCUGGAGUUGGAGAUGAAGGAAGUGGGACAGCAGCUCUCCAUUCUACACGACUCGGUGGAGGAUGCCGUUCAAGCUUGCAAAAGCGUGAAGCUGCUCUGCUCCAGCCUGGUGGAGGUGCUAGCGAUGCAAGUGUCUUUGGAGCGUCAGGAGUUUGCGGACUGGACGCGUGUAUCGCUGGUGGGCUACAAGCCGGUUUCCAGCAACAAAACAGCGGAGGCCGAGCCGGACUCGGCAAGGACCACGCCCAGAGCCGGUGGCUUUCCACCGAAGCCCAAGGGGCACAAGCAGUCUCCCCGUCGGAAGGAUGAAGCCUCGCAGGUCAUCAGCUUGGAUAAGCGAUGCUAUUCCUGCUGCAGUCAGACGCAGAUGGUCAUGUCAGGCUUCAAGAUGGCUUGCUUGAACUAUCGGCCCUCAGCUGUUCAUAUUGGAGAAGGAAGCUAUGAGCGCCUGGAUCUCUUCGAUCGCAUGGAUUCGUUGUUGAGCAAGGCUCAUGAUCAGAUGCGCUUCUCGUGCGAUGCUGAGGACCUGAACCAUUUGAGAAGCUUUUCCCAUGGUGACUUGGAACCUGAAAGGGUGGCAACAGUGCGAAAUGUGGAGGCCGAGAAGCCCAAUGUCAAUAGCAAGGUGCAGGCAAAGCCCACGUUUGUGCUGCCUGCUUUAUCAGCCAGGUGAUUUUCCCGUGCCGUGCAGCGUUUCUGCCAAAGGCAGGAAAGCGCGGCUCUGGCUUGUAGCAUUCGUGAGUAGUUUACGACUGCAGAACUGGCAGACGCAGCUUCCUGAGAUUGCGAAAAUGCCACUCCCUAACCAGCAAUGGUUUGAU
Messenger RNA from Cladocopium goreaui, 1949 nucleotides. The record is from the annotation of a GenBank genome assembly. NCBI's taxonomy places the organism in Eukaryota, Dinophyceae, Suessiales, Symbiodiniaceae.